GUUUAUUUAUCGUAUUGUUUCCAUUUAUUCUCAGUCAGUUUCUUAAAAAAAUACAUUUUUUAUAAUAUAUAAAUGGACUUUCAGAAUCGAGCGGGCUCCAAGCCAGGCGCCGGUGCGCUCAUGUCACACUCAGAGUCGAACGUGGCUCGCCGCGACCGGCUGCGCAAACUCGCAUUAGAAACCAUCGACAUUGAGAGCGAUCCGUACUUUAUGCGCAACCACCUGGGGUCGUACGAGUGCAAGCUAUGUUUGACGCUGCACAAUAAUGAGGGCUCGUAUCUGGCGCAUACACAAGGCAAGAAGCACCAGGCCAACCUGGCACGGCGCGCGGCACUCGAUGCCAGGGAGAGCGAGAACGCAGCGCCAGCGCGCGCGACAACAGCACCCAAGGUGAAAAAGAAUGUUGUUAAGAUUGGUAGACCCGGGUACAAGGUCACUAAAAUACGGGACCCGAACACGAAGCAGUUUGGUUUGUUGUUUGAGAUCACAUACCCGGAGGUCACAGACGACACUAAGCCCAGGCACAGGUUCAUGUCUGCGUACGAACAGCGCAUCGAGGCGCCGAAUAAGCAGUUUCAGUACUUGAUUUUUGCUGCCGAGCCCUAUGAGACCAUUGCAUUCAAGGUGCAGAGCAGAGAAGUCGAUAUGCGGCCUGGGAAAUUCUGGUCGCAUUGGGACAAGGACACGAGAAAGUUCACGCUGCAGUUUUUCUUCCGCAAUCCCACACGCGCACCAUAUGGCGGCGGCUACCACCAAAGGGCUACUGGUGCCAAUGCGGUUGCUGCAUCCGGCGCUGUCAACCCACUCAAUCCGUACCUGACGCAGCAGUCUUCAUGAGUGUUGUUGAUACAAAAUAUAUUUAAUGUAAAAAGUGAAAUAGAAGAAAAGAUGAGAGAAGG
This is a messenger RNA of Kickxella alabastrina, 899 nucleotides long. RefSeq lists its product as uncharacterized. The coding region runs from base 73 to 837 and encodes 254 amino acids. The record is from RefSeq and is a predicted model, not a curated record. Gene Ontology annotation, cellular component: catalytic step 2 spliceosome; U2-type prespliceosome; nucleus. Gene Ontology annotation, molecular function: nucleic acid binding; zinc ion binding. The transcript has a single exon. Gene Ontology annotation, biological process: spliceosomal complex assembly. Lineage: Eukaryota; Fungi; Kickxellomycota; Kickxellomycetes; Kickxellales; Kickxellaceae.